This is a messenger RNA of Penicillium paradoxum, 946 nucleotides long. Its product is annotated as casein kinase II subunit alpha/alpha'. The transcript has 5 exons. The coding region runs from base 14 to 946 and encodes 310 amino acids. Gene Ontology annotation, cellular component: protein kinase CK2 complex; cytosol; nucleus. Gene Ontology annotation, biological process: DNA damage response; protein phosphorylation; regulation of transcription by RNA polymerase I. The record is from RefSeq and is a predicted model, not a curated record. NCBI's taxonomy places the organism in Eukaryota, Fungi, Ascomycota, Eurotiomycetes, Eurotiales, Aspergillaceae. Gene Ontology annotation, molecular function: protein serine/threonine kinase activity; ATP binding.
UGUCGUCGUCAAGAUGGCGCGUGUCUAUGCCGAUGUCAACGAGCACAUGCCUCGGUCCUACUGGGAUUAUGACAGUGUCAACAUCUCUUGGGGUGUUCUUGAAAAUUACGAAAUCGUUCGCAAGAUAGGUCGGGGAAAGUACUCCGAGGUUUUCGAGGGCAUCAACGUCGUCAACUACCAGAAGUGCGUUAUCAAGGUUCUCAAGCCUGUCAAGAAAAAGAAGAUCAAGCGUGAGAUCAAGAUUCUGCAGAACCUUGCGGGAGGACCCAAUGUCGUAGCUUUGCUAGAUGUUGUUCGCGACAACCAGAGCAAGACUCCUAGUCUGGUCUUCGAGGCUAUCAAUAACACCGAUUUCCGCACCUUCAAGGGUAUCAUGCACCGCGAUGUGAAGCCCCACAAUGUCAUGAUUGACCACGAGAAGCGCAAGCUUCGUCUGAUCGAUUGGGGUCUGGCCGAAUUCUACCACAAGGGUACGGAAUACAAUGUCCGUGUUGCUUCACGCUAUUUCAAGGGCCCAGAGCUGCUCGUUGAUUUCCAAGAAUACGACUAUUCUUUGGACAUGUGGUCGCUGGGUGCUAUGUUUGCAUCCAUGAUCUUCCGCAAGGAGCCCUUUUUCCACGGAAACAGCAACUCUGACCAGUUGGUCAAGAUCGCCAAGGUCCUUGGUACCGAGGAGCUCUUUGAGUAUUUGGACAAAUACGACAUUGAGCUGGAUCCUCAGUAUGACGAUAUUCUCUCUCGCUUCCCCCGUAAGCCAUGGCACUCCUUUGUGAAUGCAGAGAACCAGCGCUUCAUCAGUGACGAGGCCAUCGAUUUCCUUGACAAACUUCUGCGAUACGACCAUGCUGAUCGCUUGACUGCUCAGGAGGCCAUGGCGCACGCAUACUUUGACCCAGUGCGGGCUGACGCAGCGGCUCUUAGCCACAACAACGUGACACUGCCUUGA